UUGAAAUUCUCAUAUGAUCUCUGAAUCUAUAGUUUAUGUUUGGGGAGGUAAUAUCUCUUAUAAACAUUCUAGCUGACAAUGAAGGACAAUUGGGAUUGGGCAAAAAUAGAGGAUCCUAAUACUACCACAUCCCUAAAAUUUGCCAUUACAAAAUUGGUUUUAUUUAAGUUUCUUGUGGCAAAGAUCAUACUGCUUUACUCACUUAGAAUGGCCAUGUCUAUACUAUGGGUUGCAAUGAACAUAAUAAAUUAGGGCAUUUGACUAAAUAAUCCUUAUAUGCUCCAUAAAAAAUUGAAUAACUAAGCAAGUACAAUCUUUUAUAUUAAAAGAGAGUUAUAUAAGUCUCCUGUGGUUACACUCAUACUGCCUGUAUUACAUCUGAUGGAUCCCUUUUUACUUGGGGAGAUAAUUCUGCUGGUCAAUUAGGGAUUAAACAGAAUGGUAAUUUAAACAAAGUUAAUACUCUUACUAAUUGUAUAUAAGUUUCAUGCGGUAAUAAACAUACAUUAGUAUUAACAGGUAUAUUCAUUAAUUUAUUUUUUAUAAGAUUCUUAAGAAUGUUUUGGAUUUGGAUUGAACGAUAACUCUUAAUUAGGAAUUUAAAGAUUAAAAACUGUGAUAGAACCUACGAAAAUUAAAUUACCUUCAAUAUAAUAAAUUUGCGCUGGAAAUUUGUUUUCUUUAUUCUUAACUUAAGAUGGAAUUGUCUAUAUUUGUGGAUUAGGUUUUGGGAAUUUAUAAAAGUUAAACUACAAAUGUAUAGUUUUAUAUAUAAAUAGAAAAAUUUAUAAAGAUUGAUGGUAAAAGCACUCCAAUAGGUUUGACUUCUACAAAUGAAUUGAUAUUUUUUGAAUUAGAUGAAUAACUAUAAAAUAUAAAAGACUUUUGUAUGGGAGAUUUGAUUGGAAUGUGUAUAGGAGAUAAAACUUAUUAAUGGUAAUUUGAUCCAGAAUAGAAGAGAAUUACUCAAUUAAAAUCAAUAGAUUAAUUAUAAUCUAGAUAAUUAAUACAUUUUUCUGCAGGAAAUAGUCAUUUAAUAUGCAUAGAAUAAAAAGGAUCUUCAUCUUUUAUAGAGAGUGUUUGUAGUUCAACCACAACACUAAGGGGAAAACAUGAGGAAAGAAGUAAAAGCAAUUAUACUGAAAAGCAAGAUGGAUCUUAGAAUUUAAAAAUUUAGCAAUUAGAAAAACAAUUAGAAGAGAAAGAUAGAUUGAUUUAGUAGAUGAAAUUAGAUUAUUAAACAAAAAUACAAUAAAUGCAAUAAAAAUAAAAAGAUAUGGAAGUAUAAUUGUAAAACAAAGAUAAAGAAAUAGCUAAAUUGUAAUAAUAAAUAUUAAAUUAUAAGAACUAUUGAGUUGCAUCGUUUAUAAGAAGAUAAUUAGAAUAAGAAUUCAGAUUCUGAGAUAUUAUAAUGCCAUGUAUAAGAUGAUGGAAGUGAUGAUGAAGACGAUGUUAAAGUUUUGAAAAAAUAAAUUUCUUUACCAUAUUAGUAAACAAAUCUCACUUAUCACACUUCUCAUUCUUAGUUACAAAAUUAUUCAAAUUAAUAGUAAGUUAAGAGUCCUGUAAAAUCUAUAAUACAAGAAAAUUAGUAUGAAGAUAGUCUGUAGAAAAAUAAAUUCUGUAAAACUGAUAAUGAUAGGGAUAAUAAAUACUAAUCUUUUGAAAAAUAAAAGAAAAAAGAAGUUUUGAAUGAAAGACCAUAAAGUUCAAUCAGAGAGAAAACUAAUAAUAAUAAUGAGAAGACAAAUCUUUCUACUAUAAAAUCAAGAUUAACAGAUUUGUAGAAAAAUAAAGAAUAGCUAGAAUAAAGAAUGAGACAAUUUGAAGAUCGACUUCGGGAAAAUAAGUUAUAUACUAAAUGA
Molecule: messenger RNA, 1865 nt
Organism: Paramecium sonneborni
Lineage: Eukaryota; Ciliophora; Oligohymenophorea; Peniculida; Parameciidae
Source: the annotation of a GenBank genome assembly